Molecule: messenger RNA, 957 nt
Organism: Papilio xuthus (Asian swallowtail)
Lineage: Eukaryota; Metazoa; Arthropoda; Insecta; Lepidoptera; Papilionidae
Exons: 5
Coding region: 238-885 (215 amino acids)
Source: RefSeq, a predicted model, not a curated record
UUUGUGAAGAAAGAACGCGUCUAUGUUGUGGUGAGUGGUGAAGUAGUGAGUGAGGAUAGGUUAGGCAAAGCGCGGCAAACGGGGCAGAAGACAAGCCGCGCGGUUCCGUCGCGCAUGCGCACUGGCUACCUUCGAUCGAAGUUGGCGCGAAAUAAUACGAAUACGAUUUUUUUUAUGGAAAUAGGAGUUAUGACAACUUUUUCAGUUUAAUACGGAUAAUAUUAAGAAGAAAUUAAAAUGAGUCCGUUGAACAAAUUCCCUAGCAUUUGCAGUCUGUUUGUGUGUUUGGUACAAAUGACAGCAAGCGGUAUGGCGGGAACGCAAUUCUCUUCGCACGUGAGCGUCAGCACGCCGUCUAGAAGCUUCUCGCAUGGUGUUGGCGAUCCAUUGCACGUGCCGGCACAACUGAAGUCAACGUAUAGAAACUUUAGAAGACCGGCAUUUUCUGAAGAUAUUGGAUAUCCGAGAGUUAAACCGGCGAUACCAUUUGUGCAUGAAGAUAUAGUUCAUCACAACGGCUAUAGAGGACCAUCACGACAUAACUUCUUUGAUGCAAAAAUACCCGUAUUGCCGCCGUCGCCGUACAAAGUCGAUUCUCCGGACCCGGAGUCCCUCUGGCCGGAAGGUCUAUUCGUGCCGCCAUUGACCCCACCCCGCUUUGGAUUACGAAGGGUUGACGCCCAUAAUUUCCUCGACCCAUACUUAUUAGAGGGCUCGGAAGCUAUCGCCGCAGUGAGAAGGGCGGACAACCACGGGCAUUACUUCUUCCACGACAUACCUCAUAUAGAAUCGCUACUCGCGAAUCAAAACCUAAGAGUGAAGAACAAUUUGAAGCCGCAUCGAAUCGGAAGCAUACGCCAUACAUGGCCUUAUAAUAGACCAUAGACAAUUAGAACUCAGUAUUAAAAAAAAAAUAUUUAUGAAAUGUAAAAAAUUGUAAAAAUACUCAUAAACUCA